Cottoperca gobio is the source of this 901-nucleotide messenger RNA. RefSeq names its product zinc finger protein 593 (gene znf593). Bases 134 to 523 code for a protein of 129 amino acids. The transcript has 4 exons. The record is from RefSeq and is a predicted model, not a curated record. NCBI's taxonomy places the organism in Eukaryota, Metazoa, Chordata, Actinopteri, Perciformes, Bovichtidae. Gene Ontology annotation, molecular function: nucleic acid binding; zinc ion binding.
GAAAGGUAAGGAAAGCUAAAUUCCGUAUGCGAAGGUUUUUUAAGAAACACAUGUCUUACAUCACUAGUGGGCUUGAACUGAGAGUUUCGGAUGGGCACACUUGUUACUCCACAAGACUAGAUUUGGAUCAACCAUGGGAAAGUCCACGCAAACAGGAAACCACAAGAGUGACAGGAAGAAGCACAUCGCAAGGACAUGGAAGACAAAGCACAGGACUAAAGACCUGGACCAGAUCCACUCCGACAUGACGACCGAGGCCGCAGCCAAGCUGCUCCAUCAGGCGGUGGACAGCGAUGUGACAGGAUGUGCACAACACUACUGCUUACACUGCGCGAGAUAUUUCGUGGAUCUGAGAUCCAUGAAAGAGCACUUUAAAACUAAAGUGCACAAAAGACGGUUGAAAAAGCUCAGAGAGGAGCCCUACACCCAGGCAGAGGCAGAUAGAGCAGCCGGUAUGGGCUCCUACAUCGCCCCAAAAAAAGUUGAAGUGAAGACACAGACUGUAGAAGAGGACAUGAACUGAGAGCCGCCCACUUUAACCCUGAUCAACUCAAAAACAGAAGCAUUUACAAAAUGGAUAAUGCUUCUGUUAUUCAUUGUUGUCACUAACCUUGAGUUUUUGAUGGUGACACCAUUCUCUAGAAUCAAUAAAGCCUUACCUUUUUAUACUAGAUAAAGUAAUGCAACAUGUACCUAAUGUAAAUAUUAGGUAUCUGUAGAACUGUGUGCAAUGCUAAUAAACUUUAACAUGGAGUGGAUUUAGGUUGCAGAUUGCAUUCAUAUGGAACUACACAAUGUGGUUUAGCAGUGUUUCCCAACCUGAGGGUAAGGAACCCACAAAGAGUCCCAAGACAAGAUGUUUAAAAGAAAAAUAAAUCAUGGCACGUGAUGUUCCACCCGA